AAAAAUGAUAGUAACUAUUCAUAUAUUUCAUAUAUAGGAGAUGCCAUGUCAUUUAUAUUGAGAUGUUAUCUCAUUGUAGGAAUUUACAGGAUCUUAGUUUUCAUCACAGUGAAUACAUAUUAUAUCAAAAGGGUAACACAGUGUAAGUAUGUUUGGAAAGUCAAUUUGGGUUGUAAAUAUAAUAACUAAAACACAACAACAUACGUGCAAGUUCAAAUAGUCGUAACUCUGAGCUCCAAUCAAUUCACAGUAUUUUCUUCAUGCUCUUAAUGUGAGUUUUAGUACGGUUUGUACUGUUUACAAAAGUAAUAAUGAAAGUACUUUAUUAUGUACUUAACAAGGACUAGUCCAACCAGCACAAUAUUUUGUCCCUCCCCCAAAGAGAGAGGCCCCGCCUACUCAGUCGCUUCCGAUACUGUUUGUAUAUUAAAAAGUACAUUUGAGGCUCCAGUCGCACUUUCUAUAUCGUAUUUGCAUCGGAAGACAGAGCUGCGUCAUUUGAAAGAAACAUGCAAUCAAUCAUCCUGUCAUCUCGGCUGCAGGAAAAGGAUCUGUUGUACCCAAGUGUUGCCCGAGAGAGGAGCAGGCACAAGAAGAAGAGGCUGGUGCAGAGUCCCAACUCCUACUUCAUGGAUGUUAAAUGCACGGGCUGUUACACGAUCACCACCAUCUUCAGCCACGCGCAGACGGUGGUACCGUGUGCAGGCUGCUCUCUGAUCCUCUGUCAACCAGCAGGGGGGAAAUGCAGACUCACUGAAGGCUGUGCCUUCAGAAAGAAAAAAUCCUGAACAGGAAAUGGUGCUAAACACCCAUGACAGAGCAGCUGGAAGAAUGGACUAUAGGCAUAAAUCCUCAAUCCUUUGUGGACAAAUACAUCUGUAUCUUGAGAAUAUGGAGUGAUAUGUCAUCCCUCUCCCACUGUUUUAUUUCAUGCAGUAGAGUGGAAGAGGACCCAUGGUCCAGAGAAACUUAAAUCAUAGACGAGACAUGUGAUCAGAAUGAUACCAAUGAUUCAAUGAAGCACUUUUAUGUGGAGUAGUUUGACUAUUUCUAUCAAUGAUUAAAGCAUAUUUGGAAUUCCUCAAUAUGCACACAGAGUCCAAUGAGUCAUGGUUUCUGUAAAACAUUUAUUAAGUUGGCAUGGGGAAGGGUUGGUGAAAGAAAUGUUUUUAAAAAAAUGGCCCCAAUCAUGUGUGAAGCGCUUUUCGUGGCUCUCAUGAGAUGAAGCCACGAUGCCCAUCACAAACAAAAAUAAAAUAUUUUAAGAAUGA
This is a messenger RNA of Gasterosteus aculeatus aculeatus (three-spined stickleback), 1271 nucleotides long. Its product is annotated as small ribosomal subunit protein eS27-like. Lineage: Eukaryota; Metazoa; Chordata; Actinopteri; Perciformes; Gasterosteidae. Gene Ontology annotation, biological process: translation. Gene Ontology annotation, cellular component: ribosome. The record is from RefSeq and is a predicted model, not a curated record. Gene Ontology annotation, molecular function: structural constituent of ribosome.